AUUUCUGCACUUGUUUUUUCAGGAUGCCAAAGAUGCAUCUCAGAAAGAUGUUUAUUUGGGAAACUUGAACUCUGGAUCUUUCAGGACAUUUACGCGUCAGAUGAUGGAUUGUCACCAGAAUAAUCCUGUAAACACAGAAUCUUGUUGACCUGUAAACGAUCUGAACUGUCCGUUUCAGAAAACAAUCGGCUUCGUGUUGCUGAUAACAGGAAGGAAACCGAACCUUCAACUGUUUUUCUUAUCGUUUAUUGGAUGAGGAGACGCGGCGCUCGAAGGGAGAUCCUGGUGCGUAACAGGUCGCUGCGCGCUGGAGACGCGUGGCUGCGGGCGCGGGGCCGCGCGCGCUGCGUCCAACAUGGAGAAGGCUGUUUGAGUCCCGGGUCGUCCCGCCUGUUAUCACGGGCUCGGUUAUGCAAAGCAGCAUUUCACGCUGAAUGGAUUCUCCAGGAAACCCUCGUCUCCUUUCAGCUCGAGGUUCGUCGGACCUGCGACUCAACCAAUCAGAGGCGCUCCCCGGCCACCUGCAGGAAGUUGGGCGUCCACUUAUCUCCUCCCUCCUUCACUGGCGUUCCAGAUAACAGCUGCAGCAGUUGGAGAGGCAGCCAACCACCGCCGCUGCCCGAUGGACGCCAGCGCCGCGUAACGGUCCUCUGCGCACUGAGACAGGAGGUCAAGGUUCACGCCGGCGGGAAGCUGCUCUCAGGCAAACCGGAGACCGAGGAGGAGCAGCGCGGGAUUCAGCACGGCACCAUGAGCGUCCCGCUUUACGCGCCGACCCCCAUCCAAGCGCCCCAACCGACUCCCUUCUACAUCGACGACAUCCUGGGACGGACAGCCAGCAGCGCUCCAGUCUCCUCUCCAUCCUCCUUCUCCACCUCCUUGUCCUCCUCCUGCUCCACUCCGCUCGCCCCCAUUCCCACUCUCCCAUCACCCAACUCCUCCUUCACCAGUCUGGUCUCUCCGUAUCGGACGCCGAUUUACGAACCCACGCCCAUCCACCCGGCGCUGACCCACGCCGCCCUGACGGCCACGUACGCGUCCGCUGGAGCCUUCCCGGGCUCCGUGUACCCGUUCCACCCCCCACACCCGCGCUCAGUGGGGGACUACGCGCAGGCGCUGCUGAGAAGCGACUCUCUGGCCGCUGCUGUGGACCCCGUUCAUCCAGCGGCCUCUGCACAAGCGGAAGGGCGGCCAGGUCCGCUUCUCCAACGACCAGACCGUGGAGCUGGAGCGGAAGUUCGAGACGCAGAAAUACCUGUCCCCCCCCGAGAGGAAACGGCUGGCGAAAAUGCUGCAGCUCAGCGAGAGACAGGUGAAAACCUGGUUCCAGAAUCGCAGAGCGAAGUGGAGAAGACUGAAGCAGGAGAACCCCCAGGGGGGGAAGAGGGAGUUGGAGGACUGCGUCUCUGGGAAGAGUCUAAAAGGAGACCAAGCGGCGGAGCAGGUGGGGGUCCAGAGCCUGGAGCAGAGGCAGCAGGCCGGCCUGGUCUGCCAAGCAGUGCAGGCGGUCCGUGGGGGGCAGCAGCCCCACACGGACCCGGACUCCGAGCUGUCAGAGGACUCAGACCAGGAGCUGGACAUUGAAGAUGACGAUGAUGAUGAGCUGAAGUUAGAUGCCUGACUCUGGAUUCAGGAAGGAGCUCGUUUGAUCCCUGAUGGAGGGCGGGGGAAGGACACUUUUCCUUCGUCCCUCCGGUCUGUCAGCCUCGGAAGGCCAGAUGUGGAGGAAGCCUUCAAACCAGGAGCACAUCUGUCCUCUGGAAUGGACUGAACCCAGAGACGCCUUCAGAGUAACGGGUCACGACAGGACUGAGUGAGGCUGCGUGAAGACGAAUGACGUCGUGCUUGUAGGUUAAUCUCUGUCCUCUAACUGCUGUUUUCUGGAUUAGAAAUGCUCUUAAAUCUAAAACCCUGAUGUUAUAACCCGGGGUUGAGUCAGUCAGUCGGUGGGAAUGGAUCCUGUUUUCUUCAGAUGAUCAGUGUUGUGUAGAUGAAACGUCAGGAAGAUGCUUCGGUUGCUCAGACUUGACCAAAAACGCAAACCGGAUUCAAAGGGACACUACGCUCAUUUUGAAAAGACAAAUUUAUUAUUAUUAUAAAAAACUUUCCAUAGAUCAGAGCCCACAACAGACAGGGAAGUCAGCGAUCCAGGGGCAGCGCUGUUGUGCGAUCAUCUUCCUCUUUGAGAGUCACGGUUUGUGAGGAAUGAAUCCCUGCAGCUGCAAACUGACAGACUGAGCACCUGAAUGAGGUGUUUCAAAUAAAUGUUCAACUUUACUGUAAAUAAAGAACUUAAUGGAUGAAUCAUUCA
Molecule: messenger RNA, 2311 nt
Organism: Oryzias latipes (Japanese medaka)
Lineage: Eukaryota; Metazoa; Chordata; Actinopteri; Beloniformes; Adrianichthyidae
Gene: hhex
Product: hematopoietically expressed homeobox
Biological process (GO): regulation of transcription by RNA polymerase II; cell differentiation
Molecular function (GO): RNA polymerase II cis-regulatory region sequence-specific DNA binding; DNA-binding transcription factor activity, RNA polymerase II-specific
Source: RefSeq, a predicted model, not a curated record